AGCUCGGCGGCGUCGUAGACUCGCUUUCCGGCGGGUGCGCGGGGCUCGCGGCGGCCUCCGCGGUCCGCGCGAGCUCUCCCGCCCGCUCCCUGUCUCCCGGUUCCGGGGCGGCUAGUCUGUGGCGAGAGAGUGGGGCCGGGCCCGCUUCUGGCCUGACCCAGGAGGUGACCUUGGUUGAGUCGCCUGUAGCGCCGAGCCGCGGCGCCCGUCUGUGGCGCGGGCCUGUCAGGGACCCGGCUCCCGAGCGGUUGAGGACACAGAACUCGAGCGGCCCCACGGGCUGCCCCGUGGCAGGGGGAGCGCCGGGCCUCUGGCGGGGGUGCUGGGAAAUUCGGCCGGGGGGAGAUGCCCCUCCAUGUGAAAUGGCCGUUCCCUGCGGUGCCGCCGCUCACCUGGACCCUGGCCAGCAGCGUCGUCAUGGGCCUGGUGGGCACCUACAGCUGCUUCUGGACCAAGUACAUGAACCACCUCACGGUCCACAACAAGGAGGUGCUGUACGACCUCAUCGAAAACCGAGGCCCAGCCACACCCCUCAUCACGGUCUCCAAUCACCAGUCCUGCAUGGAUGACCCUCAUCUCUGGGGGAUCCUGAAACUCCGCCACAUCUGGAACCUGAAGUUGAUGCGUUGGACGCCCGCGGCUGCAGACAUCUGCUUCACCAAGGAGCUACACUCCCACUUCUUCAGCCUGGGCAAGUGUGUGCCUGUGUGCCGGGGGGACGGCGUCUACCAGAAGGGCAUGGAUUUCAUCUUGGAGAAGCUCAACCACGGGGACUGGGUGCACAUCUUCCCAGAAGGGAAAGUGAACAUGAGCUCCGAGUUCCUGCGCUUCAAGUGGGGGAUCGGACGCCUGAUCGCCGAAUGUCAUCUCAAUCCUGUCAUCCUGCCGCUGUGGCAUGUCGAAAAUCACCGUGCUGAUCGGAAGGCCCUUCAGCGCCCGGCCCGUGCUCGAGCGGCUCCGGGCAGAGAACACGUCCGCUGUGGAGAUGCGGAAAGCCCUGACGGACUUCAUUCAGGAGGAGUUCCAGCGCCUGAAGACCCAGGCAGAGCAGCUGCACAACCACCUGCAGGCUGGCAGCUAGAUGCCACCCUGCCCAGACCUGGCCUGCCUCCACUGGGACGGGAGGGGGGGCGGGGAAGAGGCGGUGCUGGGACCCGGGCCUCAGCUGCCGGGCCCUCGGUGCUGCCUUUUGGCUUCUUGCCCCGCACUCAGCGGGGCUGGGGGACGGACGGAUGCUUUGAGCUCAGAUACGGUUUUUCGUUUGUUUAUUUGGGCUUGUUGUUGGUUUUUUUUUUUUUUUUUGGCUGUGCCCACAGCACGUGGAAGUUUCCAGGCCAUGCCACAGCAGCGACCCAAGCCACUGCAGUGACAACACCGGAUCCUUAACCACUGCGCCACAAGGGAACUGCUCAGAUACAGUUCAGUAGGCAGAUCUGUUGUGACCCUCGCCAGGUACCCUCUCCUAGCUGGAGCGCUUCCCAGCUCCUCUGUGGCUCUUCAGCUGAAGGAAAGGUCUCAGCUUGCUCCUCCCCCUCGGCCAUGGAGGGAGCAAGAAAUGCGAGCGAGGCUCUCCUUCCUUCCUGCCUUCAACUUGUUCUCUCCCAGGGUUGCCGUCUGGAGAGAGGGUAGUUGAAGCAGGGUGGGUGGCCAGGGCAGAGCUUCGAGGAGGGGCCCACCAGGCCUGCGGCCUGGCUUCUGUCUGCCUGCCCUGAGCCAGGAGCGGCUCACCACUUCCUCAGGGACGGCUGUCAGCUACAUCUGCCCUCUGCCCAGGCUCCCUGCCCGUUUCCAGAGGUGGAGCCCAGCCAGAUGGAGCCCUGGCCCCUUGCCCCCAUGCCGCGACCCAGCGACGUCUCUGUCCUUUCCACCCCCCCCCCCACCCCCCCCCCCCCCCCGCCCCCGGCAUCACUUGAGUCCCCUGGGACCUGGGUUUUCAUGUUUUAUAAACAAUAAAGCCACUGUGUUGUGCUCUUUUA
This is a messenger RNA of Phacochoerus africanus (Common warthog), 1976 nucleotides long. RefSeq names its product tafazzin, phospholipid-lysophospholipid transacylase (gene TAFAZZIN). The record is from RefSeq and is a predicted model, not a curated record. Gene Ontology annotation, molecular function: 1-acylglycerophosphocholine O-acyltransferase activity. NCBI's taxonomy places the organism in Eukaryota, Metazoa, Chordata, Mammalia, Artiodactyla, Suidae. Bases 346 to 1386 code for a protein of 346 amino acids. Gene Ontology annotation, biological process: cardiolipin acyl-chain remodeling; inner mitochondrial membrane organization. The transcript is spliced from 9 exons. Gene Ontology annotation, cellular component: mitochondrial membrane.